AUGCCCCGGCGCCGGGGGGCGCUCAGAGAGCCAGCCGACUGCAGUUCCUGCUUGGGGGCAUCGCUGGCCUUGCUACUGCUGCUACUGCCAGCCUGUUACCCCGUGCGGGCGCAGAAUGACACGGAGCCCAUUGUGCUGGAGGGCAAGUGCCUGGUGGUGUGUGACUCAAGCCCCUCGGCGGACGGCGCGGUCACGUCUUCCCUGGGCAUCUCCGUUCGCUCUGGUAGCGCCAAGGUGGCCUUCUCCGCCACGCGCAGCACCAACCACGAGCCCUCGGAGAUGAGCAACCGCACCAUGACCAUCUACUUCGACCAGGUAUUAGUAAAUAUUGGCAACCAUUUUGAUCUUGCCUCCAGUAUAUUUGUAGCUCCACGAAAAGGGAUCUAUAGCUUCAGCUUCCACGUGGUCAAAGUAUAUAACAGACAAACCAUCCAGGUCAGUUUAAUGCAAAACGGCUACCCAGUGAUCUCCGCAUUUGCGGGGGACCAGGAUGUUACCAGAGAAGCCGCCAGCAAUGGUGUCCUGCUGCUCAUGGAAAGGGAAGAUAAAGUGCAUCUCAAACUGGAGAGGGGCAACCUCAUGGGGGGCUGGAAAUACUCUACAUUCUCGGGCUUCUUGGUUUUUCCUUUAUAGACACAGAGCCCUCUGGACAAUGGGGAAGUUGCAAUCUGGACCCCAGGAACCCACCCUUCAAUAUACCCUGAACUUGCCAGAGACAGACAUCCUGGUUCCAACUUCCAUCAGGCUGUUGCAGUAGAAGAAUGAUUUCCUUCUAAAUCUCCAGUAUUUUCUUUGAAUACUGACAAUUCCUUGGGAUCCUGGCCUCUAAUUAGUGUUAGAAGACAAGGUCUUAAGGAGAAAUGAAAUGAUCAAUUUGAGCAAUUUGUACCUGUGAUUGUAAAGUCAAUAUCAGAUUCUAUUGUUGGGACCAUUGACUUCUCUUUUUUUGUUUGUAUCUUGUGUCACUGUCCCAAUGGCAAGAUAGCCCAGGAUCCCAGGAGGGACUCCAGGGUGCUCUCAGAGCAAGAGCCAAGCAAAGAACUACCUGCUGGAAAGUCCUUGACAUGGGUUCUCUGUGUGUCUGUAGAGACUUACAAGAAAGAAUGGCUUCACUGUCGUUUUGUAUUUUUUUCUUGGGUGGAUGGGAGGACUUGGGAGGGGGCUGGGGCCAUUGUAAACCUGUCAAGAAGUGCUUUAUCCAGAGAAAAGCAAAUUUUGCACGAUUGGACUGCAACUUUUGUUUUGUAUUGUUUGUGU
Molecule: messenger RNA, 1257 nt
Organism: Fukomys damarensis (Damara mole-rat)
Lineage: Eukaryota; Metazoa; Chordata; Mammalia; Rodentia; Bathyergidae
Gene: Cbln2
Product: cerebellin 2 precursor
Exons: 3
Coding region: 1-633 (210 amino acids)
Molecular function (GO): protein binding
Source: RefSeq, a predicted model, not a curated record